Molecule: messenger RNA, 444 nt
Organism: Pseudocercospora fijiensis CIRAD86
Lineage: Eukaryota; Fungi; Ascomycota; Dothideomycetes; Mycosphaerellales; Mycosphaerellaceae
Exons: 3
Coding region: 1-444 (147 amino acids)
Source: RefSeq, a predicted model, not a curated record
AUGCCGCGUGAUCUGAGCCGUCUCGUGGACCAUGAUACGCUGAGCGGCAUGUCUGGACUUUCCAGGGCUGGCGACGACGACGACGAACAAGACAUCGAGCGAGCUGGUCCAGUGGAUGCCCACGACGACGACGACAGCUUCAUCACUGAAUUGUCACAGCGCAAUGAGAAGCGAGACGAGCUCCAUCCCUACACUCAAACACUCUCGCUGUCGGAUGUUGAGAGCUGCGUCCGGCUCGAGGAAGCGACGUUUCCGCCCCAGGAACGCUGUACGAGAGAAAAGGCUGACACUGAUAUGGAACAUCGGCACGUGACCAUCUUUGACCUUCACCACGCUCACGAUGGUCCUGGAAGAAGGAGGUCGUUGAGCUAUCGCCCUCUGCACGACAUCCGCUGCGACGCAUCGACGCCCAAUGUGGUAAAAGCAAGUUCCAGUAUCGUUUGA